CAUCGAACUAAUUCAAUAAUUAAGCUAACGGAAAUAUGGAUCGACUUACCAUACUAAAUCAAACUUGCAACCACGAAAUCGAUGACGCCUUUCAGCUCUAGUAUUUCACCGAACACAUGGUGAGUGCUGCAUCGAAUCGCACUCUUCUCCAUCCACAUCGAGAAUCCUCCGGUCGCGUACUGAUUUAUUUCCUUCUGUGCCUAAUCUUCUAGGAUUUUUGGCGUAGACGAGGAUGACGAUUGAUGACUUGUUCGAGCUUUUUGUCAAGCACUUGGUGAACAUCACGCUGCCAGCUUCAUCUUCACCCAACGCUUUGUAUUUCUUGAUGAUGCACAGAACGACGACAAGAUUGAUAACGCACGUGUGUGAUGAGGCAGGGUCUGUGGAUAUGUGCGCAAGGGAAGGUGAGCUUGUGGUGCCGAGAGUCGACGGCGAGCAGGACGUGGAUCAGGGAGUUUGCUUGGGAGUCGAGUAAGGGAUGACGGGUUCGACGACUCGACGGCAAACACAAACACGCCGAAACCCGAUGGAUGAGGAGCAAGCGCACGUGGUGCGAGCAGCACGGAUUUUAAGCGUGGAGAAAUUGCCCACGGCGAAACGAAUAGAUUAAGGAGCGCUCGUGAACUCUAUGGAGGAACCGGCGGCAGUCGAUGCCAGAGCGCACGGCGAGGGAGCUUCGCAGUUCGAUGAGGUCGUGGCCGGGCGAAUUCUACGGCGCGGACUGCUUCACGACCAGGACGGCUGCCACGACGUGCACGACGUCGCCAUGCCACAACACCACCAUGGCCAGGGAACAGGAGGAGCGGCCAAGCAGAGCUCGCAGCUGCGCGCAGGGACGACCAAGGAAGCGCGUGGCAUGGGCAGGGGCGAGCUCGGCAGGAGCGCGCACGCGCAGGGAAACUUCACGGUGCUGGAAUCCGCUGGGCGCACGGCAAGCUAGAGCAGAGGGCAGGGCACGACGGCAAGUAGAGAAACGAGAGGGCGAGGGCGCACUAUGGGGAAGGGAGCAGAGCGCGCAGGGGAGCUAGGCGCCGAGUUGGAGUUCGCGGCAAUAGGGAGCAGGGCGCGCCAUGGCAGAAAGGUCCGAGCCGAGGAAACUCCGGCCGGGCGCGCAUAGGAAGUUCCAUGGCUAGGGAGGGCGAGCAGAGGAGCACGACACGCAGAUUGGGCGAGCUCCAUGCUAGGGCCAGGGACGCGCGGAGGGAGCCGCCAUGGGAGAGGGAGCUGGGUCGUCGUGCAGGGGAGGAGGCUGGAGGCCGGGCUUGAAGACGCGGUUGCGCGCCAUGGGCGAGAGAGCACCGAGUAGAGGGGCCAGGGCGCAAAGGCCAGGAAGCUCGGCCAGGUGCUGGGGCGAGCGAGAGAGGAACGAGGUGAGGGGACGCGGCAUGGGAGCAGGCGCGCGCAGGGAAGUUCUAGCCAGGGAGAUGAAGCGCACAGAGGGUAGAGAGAGGAGGGACGACUGAGCGCUCG
Messenger RNA from Zea mays, 1470 nucleotides. RefSeq lists its product as uncharacterized. Lineage: Eukaryota; Viridiplantae; Streptophyta; Magnoliopsida; Poales; Poaceae. The coding region runs from base 651 to 1028 and encodes 125 amino acids. The record is from RefSeq and is marked predicted. The transcript has a single exon.